Dermacentor silvarum is the source of this 591-nucleotide messenger RNA. RefSeq lists its product as uncharacterized. Lineage: Eukaryota; Metazoa; Arthropoda; Arachnida; Ixodida; Ixodidae. The record is from RefSeq and is a predicted model, not a curated record. Bases 1 to 591 code for a protein of 196 amino acids. The transcript is spliced from 4 exons.
AUGUCCCCUACGCCGUCUUUGGACUCGUCCUCCACGUCUCCAGGCGGCGCGUUAAUCGGCAACACCGGACCGGGUGCUUUCCUGUCUCGGACGCCCCCUAAUUGCUCGCCGCGGCGCCUGGCGGCUGCCGACGAAACGUCUUCGGGUGGCGGCGGCUGCGACUUGAGUCCCGGCUGGAGCCCGCUGGGUCCCCGGCACGGUGUGCACCGCAGCCGAUGCAGCACCGAGCGGCGCCGGAGGGAAUCUCUGGCGUGCAUGCCCCCGUCGGCAGCGCUGUCUGGCGGAAGCCACCAGUACCACCACUACCAUCAUGCCACGUCGCUGCUGCUGCAUGGUGUGGGAAUCGCCGGAGGUGGGCAGCUGGGGCAGCUGCUCAGCUCGUCGUGCACGGCAUCCUUCUGCGCGGGAGCGCUGGCCACAGGGACGUCGGGGCAGUCGAAUUUGGUCCGUAUGCGAAGCUCGACCAUGGGACAGUCGGCCCCAAACCUUUCCCUUGCUACAACGCAUGGCAGCCAUCGGCGCCUUGGGCCGGCCAGAGGACGCCACGGCGCUUUCACUUAUCAUUCCAGCGUCGCCGACGCCGGCCGAUAG